Messenger RNA from Arctia plantaginis, 933 nucleotides. Lineage: Eukaryota; Metazoa; Arthropoda; Insecta; Lepidoptera; Erebidae. The record is from the annotation of a GenBank genome assembly.
AUGCUGGUGUACUGUGCUUCGGCAGCGGUGCACGACCAUAGCAUGGAUACUGUGGAACGCGAGUCCGAUGGGAGCUUCCGUGCGAGAGACUAUGAUCACUACAGCGACUCUGGCCACCACUCCGAGUUUGACCACGAAGCUAUCUUAGGGAGCGUGAAGGAGGCUGAGAAAUUCGACAGCCUGUCUCCAGAAGAAGCCAAGGCGAAACUGGCGGAGCUUCUGAUCAAGAUGGACUUAAAUGGAGAUAAACUUAUAGACCGGUUAGAACUUAAGAAGUGGAUACUGAAAUCAUUCAUAAACUUAUCUCGUGAAGAAACAGAAGAACGCCUUCAAGAAGCUGAUGAGGACCAGGAUGGAGCUGUGACGUGGCAGGAAUAUUUGCACUUAUUAGGCGUUGAUAGUGAUGAUGAAGCUGGUCCCGAGGACACUGGAGACUCUGGCAUGACUCUUCAAGAGGAGAAAGCGAUGUGGGCGAUUGCAGAUGCCAAUAGCGACGGGCAACUGGAGUUGGAUGAGUUCCAGGCAUUCACGAAUCCUGAAGAACAUGAAGAGAUGCAUCCGUUCCUCAUCAACCAGACCCUCUCCGACAAAGACACUAAUAUAGAUGGCGUGAUCGACUUUAUGGAGUACAUCGGUGAAAGAGGUCAACAACAAGACAAGGAAUGGCUGGUCGCCGAAAAGGACAAAUUCGACCACGACUUAGAUUUGAACCACGACGGGGUGAUCGACCUGAAAGAGAUUCACACGUGGAUCAUACCGGACAACGAAGAAAUAGCGCUAGAGGAGGUAGACCACUUGUUCGCAUCAGUGGACGACAACCACGACGACAUAUUGUCGUUUAACGAAGUCCUCGACCACACCGAAAUGUUCGUCGGCAGCUCCGGCUCCUCGGCCUCCGACAUGUACGGCGAACACUUCGACGACGAACUAUGA